AUGGGUCUGGGGCCAGAAGCAACUACAGCUGGAUCUCUGGAAGUAGCCACAGGAGCUUCUUACUGCUACAGCUGCCAGGCUGCACCACCUCCCCAGCCCCUGGGGCUGCCGCCUACCACACCAGCCUCUCACCCAGAUCCAGCAGAGGCGGAGAUCCUGCGCACCCGCGACCCGGCGCUGCUGGCCACCUGCGAUGUGGUGGUGGACGUGGGCGGCGAGUAUGACCCGCAGAGACACCGCUAUGACCAUCACCAGACGUCUUUCUCCGAGUCCAUGAGCUCCCUGCGGCCCAGGAAACCGUGGCGGACGAAGCUGAGCAGCGCGGGACUGGUCUAUUUGCACUUUGGCCAGAGGUUCCUGGCCCAGCUGCUGGACACCAGCAUAGAUGACCGAAUUGUGGAUACUUUUUAUGACAAGAUGUAUGAAUAUUUUGUGGAGGAAGUAGAUGCGGUAGACAAUGGGAUCUCCCAGUGCGAGGGAGGAAAGCCUCGAUAUGCCCUGACCACCACUUUGAGUGCUCGGGUUGCCCGGCUUAACCCUACCUGGAACCAGCCAGAUCGGGACACAGAGGCCAGCUUUCAUCGUGCCAUGGAGCUAGUACGUGAGGAGUUUCUACAGAGACUGGAUUUCUAUAAGCACAGCUGGCUACCUGCCCGUGCCCUUGUGGAACAAGCCUUGGCAAACCGAUUCCAGGUGGACCCAAGUGGAGAAAUUAUAGAGCUGUCUCAAGGUGGCUGUACCUGGAAGGACCAUUUGUUUGAUCUUGAACCUGGGCUGACCCCCUUAGUGCCCAUUGCAUUCGUGCUCUACCCUGACCAGAAUGGACAAUGGCGGGUACAGUGUGUGCCAAAAGAGCUUCACUCUUUUGAGAGCAGGCUGCCCCUGCUUGAGCAAUGGCAGGGUCUUCGGGAUGAGGCCCUGGACCAGAUCAGUGGGAUCCCUGGCUGCAUUUUUGUUCAUGCCAAUGGCUUCAUCGGUGGGCUACACACCAGAGAAGGUGCCCUGAGUAUGGCCUGUGCCACUCUGGCCCAGCGCCUAACACCUCUGCCUUCUGAUGUCUCUCAAUAAAAUUUUCAGUACAGUGAAAAAAAAAAA
Messenger RNA from Trichosurus vulpecula (common brushtail), 1095 nucleotides. Its product is annotated as MYG1 exonuclease-like. The transcript is spliced from 2 exons. The record is from RefSeq and is a predicted model, not a curated record. Gene Ontology annotation, cellular component: nucleus; cytoplasm. Lineage: Eukaryota; Metazoa; Chordata; Mammalia; Diprotodontia; Phalangeridae. The coding region runs from base 1 to 1068 and encodes 355 amino acids.